This is a messenger RNA of Kockovaella imperatae, 1376 nucleotides long. RefSeq lists its product as hypothetical. Lineage: Eukaryota; Fungi; Basidiomycota; Tremellomycetes; Tremellales; Cuniculitremaceae. Gene Ontology annotation, cellular component: cytoplasm. The transcript is spliced from 7 exons. Gene Ontology annotation, biological process: protein urmylation; tRNA wobble position uridine thiolation. Bases 1 to 1113 code for a protein of 370 amino acids. The record is from RefSeq and is a predicted model, not a curated record. Gene Ontology annotation, molecular function: nucleotidyltransferase activity; URM1 activating enzyme activity; thiosulfate-cyanide sulfurtransferase activity.
AUGCGUCCAUUGAGUCUGGACGAGUAUAAACGAUAUGGAAGACAGAUGAUACAGUCAGAAUGGGGACUCCCAGGCCAGCUCAAGCUUAAACGGGCGACUGUCGCUGUUGUCGGAGCUGGUGGACUGGGAUGUCCAGUUUUGCAGUAUCUAGCAGGGGCGGGUGUGGGGACCAUCAGGAUAGUCGAUCAUGACGAGGUGGAUGUGUCCAAUCUUCACCGCCAGGUUUUGCAUACAACGGACAGAGUGGGGAGGAACAAAGCCGAGUCCGCGGCGAUGGCCAUAGAAGCUCUCAAUCCACACGUCAAAGCCGUCUCCAUUCCCAAAGCCGUUCACAACAACAACGCCAUCGAGCUCUUGUCUGGCAUAGACAUCUUGAUCGACUGCACAGAUCGACCCGAGACUCGAUACCUUUUAUCUGACACUGCCGUCCGCCUCGACAUACCCCUCGUAUCUGGAGCGGCGAUCGCAUCAUCAGGCCAAUGGGCGGUCUAUGGAGGUGUAAUGAACGGGAAGAGACGAGCCUGCUACCGUUGUAUGUGGCCAGCAGUCAUAGGCGAUGGAGGUGGAAGAUGCUCGGAUGUGGGCGUUUGGGGACCCGUAACGGGUAUGGUGGGAUGUGGAAUGGCUGGUGAAGCGAUCAAGGAGAUACUGGGUCAUGGAGAUGGAUAUAUGCACAUGAUGAGGCUCGGGACCCCGUUGAGAAGUAUCAAGCUACGCUCGCAGCGUCCCACUUGCUCAUGUGCGGGAGGUGAAGCACCGGAAAUAAGAGUGGGCGAGUGUUCGACAAAGACGACGACAGCAGUGGAGAGAGUGUCCCCGAAGGAACUACACGCUAUACAGGAUUCUGUCACGAUCGUGGACACACGCCCGCCUACAGAGUUCGGUAUCUGUGCUCUAGAGUCGAGUCACAAUGUUCCUCUCGCGGAUAUCCUUGCGCAUCCGGACGAGAUGACUCGACGGUAUCCAGGCCAGAUUGUUUUCGUCUGUAGGCAGGGAAAUGACUCGCUUCUCGCCGCGGAGAAAGUACAGGAAGCAGGAGGUACGGUGAAAGAUCUGAGAGGAGGGCUAGUCGCGUGGAGUCGUGAUGUAGAUCCAGAGUUUCCAGUCUAUUGAUGCAUUCUAUAUCUUCUUGGAGAAUGCGUUGACUUCGUCACAUGAGCCUCUGACGCAAACAAAAGGUGGGCCUUCUCCUUCAUCUCGUUCUCUAGGGUCUGGGAGGAUGCAUUUGAUGUCCUCGGGGUACGGACAAGGACAGUCUGCCGGUGUAGACACACAGGCUAAGGAUCCAGGACAGAGGUAGCCAGCACCGCACGACGCUAAUCGUGAGCGUUUUAAGACCAAUGUCAGACUCACUUUGCUCCAUCUCUGUCCAACCU